CAGCGGGCGGGCAGCGCGCAGUCUCCGCCUCUGGUGUUCGGCACUGCCCGGGCUCCUCCUCCUUCUCCUUCCUCCUCCUUUGGCUUCCCCAGGCGCCAGUAGCCACUGCCCUCCGACUUGCUGCAGCCAGAACCCGAGCCAUGAGAGUGGCGGGCCCCGGGGCGCUACCCGCGCUGGCAUUGCUGCUGCUGCCACUAGCUGGGGCUCGAUCCUGGGCCGCCACCUCGCUCCCAGCGCCACCGCUCUUCAACGUGAGCCUGGAUGCGGCCCCAGAGCUGCGCUGGCUGCCGGUGCUGCAGCACUAUGACCGGGACUUGCUGCGCGCCGCAGUGGUGCAAAUCGUCGGCGAUAGAGUUCCAAGUGGGUCCUCGAGUUGAUUGGAAAGGAGAUCAUGAAGCUGUGAGAGCCUCCUUCCCCAGCCCUUCACAGAUGAGAUCUUCGGCGUGUGCGACUUCCUGAACCUCAGCCUGGUGGACGGUCUCCUUGUCAACCUGGCCUACGAGUACUCCGCAUUCUGCACCAAUGUGGCUCAAGACUCCAAGGGCCACAUUUACCACGGUCGGAAUCUGGACUAUGCUUUGAAAUAUCUUACGCAGUUGACGGUGGAUGUGCAGUUCUUAAAGAAUGGGCAGAUUGCAUUCACAGGAAACUUUAUUGGCUAUGUAGGAUUAUGGACUGGUCAGAGUCCACACAAGUUUACAGUUUCUGGUGAUGAACGAGAUAAAGGCUGGUGGUGGGAGAAUGUGAUUGCUGCCCUUUUCCAGGGACACUCUCCAAUCAGUUGGCUUAUCCGCACUACCCUGAGUGAGUCAGAAAACUUUGAAGCAGCCGUUUACAAGUUGGCCAAGACUCCCCUCAUUGCUAAUGUCUACUACAUCGUUGGUGGCACAUCCCCCCAGGAGGGAGUGGUCAUCACCAGGAACAGAGGUGGCCCAGCAGACAUUUGGCCUCUAGAUCCUUUGAAUGGAGCGUGGUUCCGAGUUGAGACAAAUUAUGACCACUGGAAGCCAGUACCGAAGAGAGAUGACCGGAGAACACCUGCCAUCAAAGCCCUUAAUGCCACAGGGCCGGAAAACCUCAGCCUGGAGACGCUUUUCCAGGUUUUGUCAGUGGUUCCAGUUUGUAACAACUACACAAUUUAUACUACAGUAAUGAGUGCUGCCAACCCAGACAAGUACACGACUAGGAUCAGAAACCUGAGCUGAAAAUAAUUUUUUUAAAAAAUGAAAUUCUUGAAGAGCCACACUUUUAAAAAAAAGACAAAGUUAAAAUAUUUUAUUAUUUUAUGAACAAUCCAGACUCCUUCCUCAUUAAACUUUUCAACCUUGUCAAGUGGGGGUCAGGGGUCACUUUGGUGGCAUUUCAAUGAAAUGGGUAAUAGCAUGUUUUGCAUUCUCCUCCCUUCCUGGUCGUCUUGAUCUUCGUUAAGCUUCUACCCUGGCUUGAGCAACUCAAAGAUGAUUGGUCUCAGAAGCAAGUUGUGUCCUUGAACUUUAUUCCCAGCUUCUAAUGAUUCUGUUAUCAUAGCUCUGCUUAUGUGCUAAAGAAGUGAAUUGGAAAUACCUCUGUUCAUUAUGAAGCGCUCCUGGAAGAAAAGAGCCUAGGUAAAAAUUUCUUCUAGGGCUGGAAGUAUAACUAAGUUGUAGAGCCCUUGCUAUACAUGCAUGAAGCCCUGGGUUCUAUUCCCAGCACCACAAAAAAAAAAAAAAAAAAAAAAAAAGAAAGAGGCAGGAGAUUUCUUCUUGAAAA
Molecule: messenger RNA, 1749 nt
Organism: Sciurus carolinensis (gray squirrel)
Lineage: Eukaryota; Metazoa; Chordata; Mammalia; Rodentia; Sciuridae
Gene: Naaa
Product: N-acylethanolamine acid amidase
Biological process (GO): fatty acid metabolic process
Cellular component (GO): lysosome
Molecular function (GO): fatty acid amide hydrolase activity
Source: RefSeq, a predicted model, not a curated record